This is a messenger RNA of Pseudomassariella vexata, 2067 nucleotides long. Its product is annotated as C6 zinc finger domain-containing protein. The record is from RefSeq and is a predicted model, not a curated record. Gene Ontology annotation, biological process: regulation of DNA-templated transcription. Bases 1 to 2067 code for a protein of 688 amino acids. Gene Ontology annotation, molecular function: DNA-binding transcription factor activity, RNA polymerase II-specific; zinc ion binding. The transcript has 7 exons. NCBI's taxonomy places the organism in Eukaryota, Fungi, Ascomycota, Sordariomycetes, Amphisphaeriales, Pseudomassariaceae.
AUGGCUGAAGCACCCAGCUUUAACCGGCCUGUUCCCCCUGCAACAAGGAAGAAGUUUGCCGUCCCGCCGGUGAAGAUUGCGUGCUUAUCAUGCAGAGCAUCACGCACAAGGUGCAAUGGCGAGAAUCCUUGUCAAAGUUGUGCGAGCAGAGACCGCCCUUGCGUCUACAAGCCUAGUCGGCGAGGGGGGCCACGUACUCGUAAGAAGCCUCGUCCUACAGUCGAGGAGGACCAUUAUCAAACGUCAGCCACGUCCCAGGACCCAAUCGCGGGAGUGCCGCCAAACCCCAUGUCCGUGGCCAACUAUAUAGAUCCUGGUGCUGGUCUAAAGAAUUUGAUGGACCCCCAGCAAAAUGACAGCGACCUCCUCUUUGACAGCUUAUUCAUUAAUGGAACCUCGAUGGCAACGGAGCCCCAAGUUAUCCAGCAGCCUCAGCCGAUGGUGAGGACGUAUACGAGUGAUAAUUCAAUCCUCAAUGCAUACUAUAUCUUCAUCCAUCCUUACUUUCCCAUCCUACCGCCGCCUCGCACCCCGCUCGUACCCGAUGAGCUGGUCCCCUUGUAUCAAAACAUACCACGCGACGUCGACGAGCCCUCGUCUCCUGUUGCACUGGCCAUCGCGGCCAUUCUCGCCCUCAUCCCGUGCCCACAGGACUCUAAUUUUUUGAUUGAGGAGUCGGUUUUGUUCCGGCGAAAGUAUGCCCAGUUCCUCGCCCAGUCGGCGUUCGAAAGCAUUGAGGUGGAAUCUGAGAAGCCCGAAUCGGCCCUCGAGCCGCGGAAGGCACUUGACGAUUCGGACGACGACUUGACGCGAGAUCCAUUCCAUGCAGACGUUCCGGUAGAACUCGAGAGUGUGAUUGCGCUUGAUCUGCUAAGCGUAUACGAAUAUUCCCAAAGGGGAAACCUAAAGAAGAUGAGAAGUCGAGCCAGUGCCGCCUUGAUGACGGCCAUGAAUAUGUCAUUGCAUCUCCACACAGACGAGGAAGACAGGUUCUCGGAAGCGAGGCGGCGUACUUGGUGGAUGACGUACAUUUGCAUCUGCCAAAGUAGCAUAGUCAGCAACGUGCAUCCCACCUUUGAAGUGUUCGCAUCAAGUUUCACAGCCAAAGUCCCCACGAUCAGAACGGAUCCCGAGGCUUGGCCAAUCUUCAUCAAGUCACAGCAGGCGAUCCUCACGGCAACACAGUUUGUAAUUGAGUUGAACAAGGCGAUGAAGUCCGGAGCAGAUAUGAAGCCUAUAUAUCAGCGCAUGACGGAACUCGAGGUAAUACUUGAGCCUCUCGUCAACAAUGCCGAAACGUGGGUUCGGGACUGCCCUUUGGCUCAACCGGUGGACAGUUACGAAACAGUUGUGGCUCAUGCGUUGAGGUGUAUAGCAAAGAUCAAGGUUAAUAGCGCACGGAUCAAAGUCCAUCGCUAUUGUGCAUUCUUCGACUUGCCGGUGUUUUCGACUAAACACUGUGAUCUUAAGCCAAUGUCGGGCAAGGAAAAAGACUUGCCAGAUCUUCGGCUCUGGACAGCUUGCCAUGGGACAUGUGGUAACUCACCCACAAGUUCAACAGGUCAACCUGGGAAGUCCACUUCGCCAACUUUGUCGAUGCGUUCAACCCCAGCCUCAGACGGCCAUCAGCCUCCAGUGGCCCAGACGCCGAUUUUCCCCUUCAGCUCUCACCAGUCUACCAAGAUAUGCUUCAAAUCGGCUCUCAACAUUGCCGAGGCUUUUGACGCUUUGCCCUACCCGAACACCUCUGCGCAAAUGUGUGAGCCACCUUGCUACCUCGGAAUCGGAUCCAACAUCAUCGCGCCAAGGACCAUGCCGUCCUUUGCUUGUUGCGCAAUGCAGUGCGCCUACGUCCUACUCAGUGUGUAUGAGAAGACCCAGGCCAUGUACCCGGCCUGGAAUGGGGAUGCAGAAAUACUGAUAAAAAAUCUCCUCGGACGCCUACAACAAGGACUACUCUCAAUCCUGGCUACCUUGGAGAACUAUGCAACAUCUUUCGAAGCGUUAGGUGGGAUGAGAGACCAAAUUCGAGACAAGGUCUACUCCUCCUUGGUUUUCGAUACAUGA